GUGAUGGCGGAGAGAGGUUCCAGGAGUUCGCGCGGCAGCAGACGGUCCAGCCGGGAGACCUCUUCGGCGACGAGCGAUGAUGAUGCCUCAGAAGAGUCGGUCGACAUUUUUGAGAUGGAGCGCACGAAGCGCAUGCUCACCAGACAGGAAAUCGCCAAUGCACAAAUGAUUGACCCAGAGCUUUUCACCAAAGGCAAGUUCUACUGCUCCCUCAGCGCGCUGCUGUCCAUGGUGGCCCUCAUAGAGAUGGGUCUGGAAACAGACUACCGCUGUAACACGGGACGUUGUGCGGACGACGAGCCUCUGUGGGAUGCCUUGAAUCUCCUUUUCACUAUCCUGCCUUUGGCGGAGAAUGGCCUUCGCCUUUGGGAGGCCAAACCGAGAAGGUUCUUCAUGGGCGACAGGACCAAGGUCAAGUUUAAGCUGGACUGGGCCAACUGCGCCGACAUCUUUUUAGUGAUGCUCAGGAUUCUGGACGUUUGGAUUCUGAGUCCACUCGGUGUCCGAUCAGGUCUGCGAAUGGCCACGGGUUUCCGAAUCCUGCGCAUCGGCCCGGCUGUGAAGCAUUGGCAGACGACUAAAGAGCUGCGAGAGCUUUGGAUCGUCAUCGGGGCAGUGUCUGAGACGUUCAAGACGCUGAUUUGGGUCGGCGUCAUGCUGAUCUUCGUCAUAUGGACCUUUGGCAUCUUGAUCACGAUGUCCCUUCUAGAGCGCAAGGGGGAGGAGUUCAACUUUACAGCCUCGACCUGGACCUUCGCAGACUACUGGGGUAGCGUGCCGCGAAGCGCGUACUCCCUCUUCCAGGUGGCCACAAGAGACAGUUGGAUCAGUGCCAUGGUGGCCCCAUUAAUCGAGACGGAGCCGCUGCUGCUCAUCAUUUUUGGCUUCUACUUCUGUAUCGGCUCCCUUGCCCUCAUGAACGCCAUCAUCGGCGUGGUUGUCGAGUGCACUCUCUCGGCAGCGAGGGCUAGCACCGAGAAGGAAGAGGAGGACAAAAAGAGGGCCGAUGCACUGGUCAUGGACUCGCUGAGACGGAUUUUUCACGAGGGAGACACUGACGGCUCCGGAGAGCUGGACAUGGAGGAACUGCAUACCUUGGUCCGCAAGCACAAGGUGCGAGAUCGGCUCAAGAUGCUGAGAAUCCCUUUCAGCGACCUGGACCUCUUAUUCACUUUGCUGGACACGGACUGCUCGGGCACCGUGAACACAGACAUGUUCUUCCGUGGCUGCGCCAAGUUGAGGGGUCCAGCCAUGGCAUGCGAUCUCCACCAGCUAUCCAUCGACCUGAAGCACAAUUUAGAGCGAUGUGACCACAAUUCUGAGCGCAUUCGUCAAGUCAACGAGACGCUGGCGAUUGUUUUGGACCACGUGGACGAUAUGGACAUCAGCAUCAUGAAGAGCGAUGUCGACUUCAAGGACCCCGUCCUGGCCGCCCGACAGGUGAGGCCAAAGACCUCGAAGUCCGACGUCAUCCGCGGCAGGUGGCUCAUACCCGUGGCCCACAAUGAGCAGAGUAUGUGGCUAGACUUGGACCGCCAAGCCAAGGGCAACGACCCCCACAACAAGGGCGAGCUCGGGAAGCAUGCGCUGACCCAGGCGCAAGAGGUCAAG
This is a messenger RNA of Symbiodinium pilosum, 1611 nucleotides long. NCBI's taxonomy places the organism in Eukaryota, Dinophyceae, Suessiales, Symbiodiniaceae. The record is from the annotation of a GenBank genome assembly.